Molecule: messenger RNA, 948 nt
Organism: Candidozyma haemuli
Lineage: Eukaryota; Fungi; Ascomycota; Pichiomycetes; Serinales; Metschnikowiaceae
Exons: 1
Coding region: 1-948 (315 amino acids)
Cellular component (GO): endomembrane system
Molecular function (GO): acyltransferase activity
Source: RefSeq, a predicted model, not a curated record
AUGGAACUUUUAACUCAUUUGGGCAUUCUCGUGGCGCCAAAUCCAACAUUCGAGUCGGCGCUCUAUAAAGCACGCGGGUACAUAACCAUGUGGUUUUUGUUCAACCUCUGCACAUGGUACCAUUCCAUUUCCUUGGUGAUGUCUGUUACUGGUAUAUGUUUUCCAGAAUUGGCUGAGUAUACCAAAAGAAUGGCAGGUUUUGUUGUUUGGGAGGUUUUGAUCUUCUUUAGUGAACUCAACCGAGUCAGCGUCGAAGUCAAGGGCGACGAGAUUGACCCUUUUUCAGCAGUGUUCAUGGCCAACCACCAACUGCUAGCUGACUAUAUAGCCUUGGCAGCAGUGGCCCAUAAGUUUAGGAAAGGAGAAAACGGCGCUAUUCCAUGGGAAUCGGUGCCGCAGGUCAAUUUCUUCACCUGGUUUACUUUGGCCAGGGCUCCAACAGUCAAGGCGUUAUUUAACAUGACUCGUUGUGACGAAAACUGGGAAUUGGCACAGCUGCAAAGCGAUAGAAUGUUUAAACGGGUCAGAGACUCCAACGCUCCAGAAUGGGUGGUGCUCUUUCCAGAGGUGAAUAUCUGGACAAGCGAAACGUCGUACUUGCAGUCGAUCCAGGCCCAUAAGUACUUUUUGCCUGAAAUGAGACUGGUGUUGUACCCUAGGUUUUCCAACUUCUCCAAUGCCAUUUGGCUGUUGAGAGGGGAGAAGGUUACCAGGAAAGCAGCCAGGUUCUCGACAUUGUAUGAUGUUCUGAUCGUGCACAACAAGCCGGUGACGCUUCUUGAGUACUUUUCAUGUAAAGAGCCCCAUGUGGUGACGAUCCACGUCAAGAAGAAGCUGUUGGAUAAGAUCCCGCUUAGAAAGCCCAAGAUGGAGAAAUGGCUUGAAAAGACGUGGGUCGAAAAGAACAAGCUUGUAGGUUCGCUUACUCGUCUUGCAUCAAGUGAAUAG